This is a messenger RNA of Haemonchus placei, 756 nucleotides long. NCBI's taxonomy places the organism in Eukaryota, Metazoa, Nematoda, Chromadorea, Rhabditida, Trichostrongylidae. The record is from the annotation of a GenBank genome assembly.
AUGAUCUUGGUCUUACUCUUGCUAUUCGGAUGGAUUACGAAUGUUUCAACGCUUCAAGUAGCGUGCUAUCAUUGUUACGGCAACUCGACAACUGAAGGGCAAAUCUGUUCAAUUGAUAAUCUAUGUCUGGGAGAAUCGUGCUACUUCUCCGUUAAAUCAACAGGAGAGUGGUCAGCGAGCUGUGCCAACAGCACGGCCCCUCCGACACUUGUCUGUUCCACGAACAAAACGUCAUCAACUUGUAGCUGCACAGCCGAUCUAUGCAAUCAGUUCUACAAGGCCAACGAGACUCUGCACAAGCUUUGGGGUUCCAAUUCGACUUUCAGUAAAAUCUCGCUAUAUCUCCCAAGCCUUCCUAUUUAUUGCCUCGAAUGUGGAAAUGUAAGUGUCGCUGGGAUAUCCCUGAGAGUACCAUGUGUGGAAAAGCAUCUUUGCAGAGGGAGCCAUUGUAUAACAAAGAGAGGCAGCAAUCCACACUCGUACUGUGGCUCUCCCUGGGAAGGUGACAGUGAGGUUUGUUCCUUCUUCUUCCCAACGAUUUACGGGGGACGUUUGUGUGGGAGCUCGCCAAUAAAUCACCUUAUUCCAGCUUCUUCAAAGUCUAGGAAAUGCAAGAACAGCAUGAAAUUCUCCCCGAAUGCUCAAGCAGUGUUCAUGGGUGAGAAAUUGGGACAGGCAAUUCGUGACGGUAUUGGUACGGACAGCAAAGCUGCACAGGAGUUCGCCGACGGUGUCGAUACACACAUUUGUGAUUGA